AUGGAUCGCUUAUCCUCCGAAGACAAGUGUGUAGUGGAAGUACCCGCUUGGCUGUCCGAGGUGUAUACCGAGGACAUUCUCAAGGCCGUGGAGGCCAAGAAAAAGGACUCCUCCAAGAAAUCCAGCGAGGGUGCCUCUGGCGACGUCGCCAAGGAACCCACUUUGCCAGCUACGAAGAAGCGUCCGGCAUCUUCGACGGAGGCUCCUAAGCCAAAACGACCCUUCUUUAAGAAGAUGGGUCCGGCCGAUGCUGUCACCAAGCCGUCGGUACCAAAACCGUCCGCUCCCCUAGCUGAGGGGGAGGUUCUUCCUACCCAGACGCCCAUUCCUCCUCCUGAGCAAAAGGAGGCUCCUUCCCAGGUGGACACCGAAAGGGAUGGUACUGCCGGAGCAGCUGCUGACGAAGUAGCAGUCGAACAGACUGAGGCUGCUGACGCCACCACCUCGUCCAAGGAGGACAAGGGUAAAGGCAAGGAAACUAAGGCUCCUUCUACUGAUAAUGCCUCUACUUCUCAUGCAGCUUCGCCCAUUGUUGAGAUGUUCAAGCGGAUGCGGCGGACCGAGGUGGCGAGCAUUCCCCCUUCUGCCGGUUUUAGCUCAGAGGCGAAGGAUAAGAUCCUUGCGGACGUGUAUGCAGCCAUCCCUGAGGAAUAUGUGAGGUCACUCCCCGGGAUUGACUUGGGAUUCUUUUGGUCCAUUCAGUCUCUCGUCCUUGAUCUUUUCAUUCGCUGUGCCGAGAGUAGGAACUAUCGCUUUGAUAUGCACAAUGAGAUGCUCAAGCACAAGGACCAGAUCGAGAAUCAUGAGCAAUAUGCUGAGAAGACGGCCAGGUUGAUCAACUUGAACGCGGACAAGAAGAUCAAAUCCACGACGGAAGAUCUGAAGAAGGCCGAGGAGGACGCUGAGAAGUAUGAAGAGAAGUUGCUGGAACAUGAGGGGUGGCUUGCCGUGCUGAGAAAGGAGUACUCUUCCGUCUCGGAACGGGUGACUAAUUUCUCUUCCAAGGUGAACGUUCUUGAAGGUCAGCUCAAGGCCAUGCAGGGGAAGAUUGAGGCCGUGCGCAAGGAGGCUGCAAGCUCUUUUAAGUUAGGCGAGGAGUCCAUCUUGGAGAGUGCUCAAAAGGCGUGGGAUUAG
This is a messenger RNA of Spinacia oleracea (spinach), 1134 nucleotides long. RefSeq lists its product as uncharacterized. Lineage: Eukaryota; Viridiplantae; Streptophyta; Magnoliopsida; Caryophyllales; Amaranthaceae. Bases 1 to 1134 code for a protein of 377 amino acids. The record is from RefSeq and is a predicted model, not a curated record. The transcript has 4 exons.